Molecule: messenger RNA, 562 nt
Organism: Aspergillus piperis CBS 112811
Lineage: Eukaryota; Fungi; Ascomycota; Eurotiomycetes; Eurotiales; Aspergillaceae
Exons: 1
Coding region: 95-523 (142 amino acids)
Source: RefSeq, a predicted model, not a curated record
UCGAGAGCGGUGAGUUCGAGAUCUCCUGACCCGGUAAGUAUUCUUGUCUGUAUACUCACACCCACCCAAUUAGCUGACCCUCUCGCCACAGCGAAUGAUCCCUCAAGCCGAUACCCCCGACGACGAGAACAGCGAUCUUAUCGACACCCUUUUCGACUCUAUCGGACUCCAUGACUUGACCAAGCUCAACCACUGGAAGUCAGACAAUGAGCCUGCUAAGUCUGAUCAGCCUGAUGUCAUUGAUGACAGCAACAGCCCUACAAAGACCGUGACCAGCCAAAACAACGAUGUCGAUCAAGAUGAUGACAAGGCGACGGAUAAUGGGAAGGAUACCAAGAAGGUUGCCGAUGACUCGACCUCCCAAAAUUACGAGAAAUACUCUGACAACAGCAAGAACAGUAAGGGUAACACCCUUCCGAACCCUGCAUCGGACGCUUCAGGGUUCGCGAAGGCCUUGAUGCAGAAGAUACAGGACGCUGUCAAGGAUGCUCUGGAUAGCAGCGACGAGCAUACGCUUCACUGAGCCAUACUGAGAGUUUACCUUCUAUCUCAAUUUGUCUGA